Triticum dicoccoides is the source of this 753-nucleotide messenger RNA. RefSeq names its product expansin-A31-like. The record is from RefSeq and is a predicted model, not a curated record. The coding region runs from base 1 to 753 and encodes 250 amino acids. NCBI's taxonomy places the organism in Eukaryota, Viridiplantae, Streptophyta, Magnoliopsida, Poales, Poaceae. The transcript has 2 exons. Gene Ontology annotation, cellular component: extracellular region. Gene Ontology annotation, biological process: plant-type cell wall organization.
AUGGCUAAGCCCUCGCUGGUUUUCGGCACCGUCCUCGCGGCGUGCCUUGCGCUCGCCGCGGCCGACUGGUCUCCGGCGCACGCCACGUUCUACGGCGGGAACGACGCCUCCGGCACAAUGGGUGGCGCUUGCGGGUACAGCAACCUGUAUGACCAGGGGUACGGCGUCGACAACGCGGCACUCAGCACGGCGCUGUUCAACGACGGCGCGUCGUGCGGGCAGUGCUACCUCAUCAUCUGCGACACCAGCAAGACGCGGUGGUGCAAGCCCGGCACCGCCGUCACCGUCUCGGCCACCAACCUCUGCCCGCCCAACUGGGCCCUCCCCAGCGACAACGGCGGCUGGUGCAACACGCCGCGGCAGCACUUUGACAUGUCGCAGCCAGCCUGGGAGAAGAUCGCCAUCUACCGCGCCGGCAUUGUGCCCGUGCUCUACCAGCGUGUCAAGUGCUGGCGCCAGGGCGGGGUCAGGUUCACCAUCGCCGGCUUCAAUUACUUCGAGCUCGUGCUCAUCACCAACGUCGCCGGCAGCGGCUCGGUGGCCAUGGCGUCCAUCAAGGGCUCCAACACGGGGUGGAUCCAGAUGUCCAGGAACUGGGGUGCCAACUGGCAGUGCCUCUCCGGGCUUGCCGGCCAGGCGCUGAGCUUCGCCGUCACGACCACCGGCGGGCAGUAUCUGCUCUUCGAAAACGUCGUGCCGGCUUGGUGGAAGUUCGGCCAGACGUUCACCACGUACAAGCAGUUCGACUAUUGA